GCCAAAAAUGAAGUCUUGCCUGAUCCAAAUCCUCUUGCUUUCACUUUUACACUUGACCCGCCAUUCCCCAGUAAUGUCCCAAACUUCGAAUCCUGACAGCCAAGGCGAAUGGCACCAACUGCAUUCUAGCAUAGGUAUAACAGCAAUGCACAUGCAGCUAUUGCAUGAUAACAAAGUUGUCAUAUUUGAUCGCACAGAUUUUGGCAGAUCUAACAUCUCUCUUCCUCACCAUCGCUGUCGGAAUGACACUAAUGACCGGGCACUAAUAAUCGAUUGCACUGCUCACAGCAUCCUCUACGAUGUCACUGACAGCUCAUUUCGUCCUCUAAUGAUUCAAACCGACAUUUGGUGUUCUUCUGGAUCAGUUAUACCGAACGGAACAUUUAUUCAAACCGGCGGUUUUAAUGACGGUGACCGAGUGAUGCGUAUGUAUACAUCCUGCUCGAAUGAUGAUUGUGAUUGGACUGAGUUUCCGAAUUAUUUAACACAAAGAAGAUGGUAUGCAAGUAAUCAGAUUUUGCCUGAUGGAAGAAUUAUAAUUGUUGGUGGUAGAAGGGUUUUCACUUACGAGUUUUAUCCGUCUGUUUCCACUACUUUUUGGCUUAAUCUUUUGCGAGAUACUCGUGAUCGUUAUAGCGAAAAUAAUCUGUAUCCAUUUCUCCAUUUAUUGCCAGAUGGAAACCUGUUCAUUUUCGCCAACACGAGAUCGAUACUGCUAGAUUACACUAGAAAUGUUGUGAUUAGAGAAUUUCCUGAAAUACCUGACCGUGUUCCUCGUAAUUAUCCAAGCACUGGAUCUUCAGCUCUACUUCCUCUAGAUGAAAAUAUUGGCAGUCCUAUUAAAGCUGAAAUCUUGAUCUGUGGCGGUGCACCAAAUGGCUCGUUUCUACAAGCUGCACGUGGAAAUUAUCAGCUUGCGGCUUCUUCAUGCGGACGAAUUGUAGUCAAUGAUCAGAACCCUAGCUGGGAAAUGGAAACAAUGCCAACUGCAAGAGUUAUGAGUGAUAUGCUAAUCCUUCCGACCGGUGAUAUCAUCAUAAUCAACGGUGCUCAAUCCGGCACUGCUGGUUAUAACAAUGCGUUCGAUCCUAUAACGAGUCCAUUCAUUUAUCGUCCCAAUCAAUCACAAGAUCGUCGUUUUUGUGUAAUGUCGCCGUCAAGAACACCAAGAAUGUACCAUUCAUCAGCAAUAUUGAUUCCUGACGGACGUAUUUUAGUAGGCGGAAGUAAUCCUCAGUUUAACUAUCAAUUUGUUGACGUUCCUUUUCCGACAGACCUAAGCUUGGAGGCAUUUUCGCCCUCGUACUUAUCAGAUGAGAAUACAAAGAUAAGGCCAACCAUUUUAUCUCUAGUCACAAUUCUACAAUAUGGAAACUCACCAUUUAAGGUUAGAUUUCAGGUUGCAGAAUUUGCAUCAGCAAAUCAAGUGUCAGUAAGAAUACUUGCACCAUCUUUUAGUACACAUUCUUAUGCCAUGAAUCAAAGAAUGGUGGUGCUGAGAAUUAUUUCUGUUGAAUUUGAUUCAUCUGAUACGUUUGCUUUGAGCGUUAUCGGACCAUCAACGGCUGAGAUCGCACCACCAGGGUACUAUUUAUUGUUUGUUGUGCAUGCUUGUAUUCCUAGUACUGGUCAAUGGGUGAAAAUUGGUUGAUGGGGAUUUUAGAAGAUUAUUUUUUGAUUUGCUAAAGCCUAAGGAAUGCUAAUAGUAAAAUUUGGGAGUUCUGAAUAGACUUGCAAUUUAAACUGGCAAUAAUAUGUCAUCAUCUUUUUAA
Molecule: messenger RNA, 1772 nt
Organism: Mercurialis annua (annual mercury)
Lineage: Eukaryota; Viridiplantae; Streptophyta; Magnoliopsida; Malpighiales; Euphorbiaceae
Product: aldehyde oxidase GLOX
Exons: 1
Coding region: 8-1651 (547 amino acids)
Source: RefSeq, a predicted model, not a curated record